Cylicostephanus goldi is the source of this 462-nucleotide messenger RNA. The record is from the annotation of a GenBank genome assembly. Lineage: Eukaryota; Metazoa; Nematoda; Chromadorea; Rhabditida; Strongylidae.
CUGAUUUCAGGAGGAUCCUAUAUUAAACUGGUUGGUGUACCAUUUCGGAAGCUCUAUGAUGAACAGGAAGCGUUAAACGAACUCAAGACACAACGGAGAUCUGCGAUGCAGCUGGCUGGUUGGAGUGCGCUUCUUCAGAUGGUAGAGAAAACACUAGCCGAUGAUGUGAACUUGUCGGACGAGAAGAAAAUUUCGGAGACUAACACUGAACAAACGUCGUUUGUCACGCAUAAGGGCGGUGCAAUACUAGUCAAUCGAUCCGGAACGAUUUUAUAUAAAUAUGUCGAGGAUGAAAGUACGCAGUGGCCGUCCGUUGAAGAUAUAGUAGAAGAAGUUAAAAAAGCUGGUACCAAAAAUGCGUCAAAGUCACCUAGUCCCGCUCCUAACAAGACGAAAGUGGAUUCUGAAAUAUCAGCGAAGAUCACCGACGAAGAAAAAAAGAAAUGCUGCACCAUAUUAUGA